CGCACUGGCUUGUGUGACACAGGCAGCUAGUCGAAAGACAUCUACACACCGGCAUCUUAUCCCCAGGUUUUGUGACAAGCCAUAUCAACAGAUAUGCCUACUUACAAAUUGACUUACUUUCCUCUUCGUGCCAGAGCGGAGCCAGCACGCCUGAUUUUCGCUUAUGCCGGGGAGAAAUAUGAGGACAUCCGAAUCCCGUUCGAUGAGUGGCCGAAACACAAGCAAAAAAUGCCCUUCCGACAAUUGCCUGUUCUAGAGGUAGAUGGGAAGCAACUCUCACAGAGUUACGCCAUUGUGAGAUAUCUGGCCAACGAAUUCGGUUUGGGCGGUAAAAACAAAUGGGAAGCAGCCGAGGCGGAUCAGUACACAGGAGCUAUCGAGGAUUUGUUUGUCGCGACUGCAAGGAUACAUUUUGAAAAGGACGCGUCUCGAAAGGCUGAGGAUUUAAAGAAGUAUAAGGAAGGGACUGCCUCUGGUUUUCUCCAACCUUUUGAGGCAACAUUGGCGAAAAGUAGCUCGGGUUUCUUGGUUGGCAGUGGGUUGACCUACGCGGACCUUUGUUUCUUCAACUUGUUGGGAUUCAUGGAAGGCAUGCUGAAGGAGGACGCCAAGGCUAUUACAUCCACGUUCCCAAACAUCCAGAAGCAUCGUCAGAAAAUAGAGUCUUUGCCAAAAAUUGCUGAAUGGAUUAAGAAGAGACCGGCUAAUGAUUUCUAGAUUUUCCUGUUUAAAAUAUGAUGGCAUAAUACCGUGGAUAUCCAUAGGCGUAGAUCAGACCCUAAAAACAAGCAUUUGACAGAAUACAAAGACCCACCCUUGCUACAAAGCUUGGCAACUGUAACCAAAGAAUGGCAGCAUGAUGACGAAAACCACGUUUUUGUUUCCAGCGGAACAUUGAGUGACAGAUGUGUCACGAAAGGGUUUAAAGUCUUCGAAAUGUAUUGGUAUUAACAAGCAUCGAGACUUUCGGUGCACAGUCGUCCAUAUUUUCUUUACAUUCUGAUUCGUAUAUUGAUGUACUGAAACAUGUAAUAAAUCAAUCGUAAAGGAU
This is a messenger RNA of Liolophura sinensis, 1051 nucleotides long. Its product is annotated as glutathione S-transferase-like. NCBI's taxonomy places the organism in Eukaryota, Metazoa, Mollusca, Polyplacophora, Chitonida, Chitonidae. Gene Ontology annotation, biological process: glutathione metabolic process. Gene Ontology annotation, molecular function: glutathione transferase activity. The transcript is spliced from 5 exons. The coding region runs from base 94 to 717 and encodes 207 amino acids. The record is from RefSeq and is a predicted model, not a curated record.